Manihot esculenta (cassava) is the source of this 1019-nucleotide messenger RNA. RefSeq lists its product as uncharacterized. The coding region runs from base 96 to 914 and encodes 272 amino acids. The transcript has 4 exons. Gene Ontology annotation, cellular component: chloroplast thylakoid. The record is from RefSeq and is a predicted model, not a curated record. Lineage: Eukaryota; Viridiplantae; Streptophyta; Magnoliopsida; Malpighiales; Euphorbiaceae.
GAUGGAUCCAGGAUUCUCCUUUCCUUAUCUUUUUUUGUUGGUCUGUCAACUGUCAUCCUCUUCUCUGAGCCUGUGCCCAAAAACUAACGAAGAGCAUGGCUACCACGCUCAGCCUUCUAAAAUCACCUGUCCUUCCCAGAACCCCUCCAUUUAUACACUCAAAGCUCCCAUCUUUGCCCAAACAACCAAGAUUAGAUGCCUGCAAGAAAGACUUCAAUAGCCGACUAAAUCUCUUCUCACAAACCACCCACCAUUUACCUUCAUCAUCUCUUCGACUUACAGCAUUCACAUUUCCCUUCCUUUUAGAUGCCAAGGAUGCACUUGCUGCUGGUGGGGAGUUUGGGAUAUUGGAGGGAAGGACAUUUGCACUCAUACAUCCAAUUGUGAUGGGGUUCUUGUUCUUCUACACCUUGUGGGCUGGGUAUUUGGGUUGGCAAUGGAGGCGAGUGAGGACCAUACAGAAUGAGAUCAAUGAGCUCAAGAAGCAAGUCAAGCCUACCCCUGUUACACCUGAAGGGACACCUGUGGAAGCAGCACCAUCUCCUGUUGAAAUCAAAAUCCAGCAACUCACUGAGGAGAGAAAGGAGUUGAUAAAAGGGUCAUACAAGGACAGGCACUUCAAUGCAGGAUCAAUACUGCUAGGUUUUGGAGUUUUUGAAGCUAUUGGCGGAGGAGUCAAUACAUGGUUUAGGACAGGAAAACUUUUCCCUGGACCCCAUUUAUUUGCUGGAGCAGGCAUUACGGUUCUAUGGGCAGCAGCGGCAGCUCUAGUGCCUGCAAUGCAGAAAGGCAAUGAGACGGCAAGGAAUCUUCACAUUGCCUUGAACGCACUAAAUGUUCUGCUUUUCGUAUGGCAAAUCCCUACUGGAAUUGACAUUGUUUUCAAAGUGUUUGAAUUCACUAAAUGGCCUUGAAUUGCAAGCUCUAGUCCUAGUGUGAGCAAGGUCAAUUUUUUCAACUUCCUCUGUCAAUACUUCAUGACCCUUGUGUUGAAAAUUAAAUAUAUGCUAUGUUCUUAA